Eimeria tenella is the source of this 1005-nucleotide messenger RNA. Its product is annotated as T-cell activation protein phosphatase 2C, putative. Lineage: Eukaryota; Apicomplexa; Conoidasida; Eucoccidiorida; Eimeriidae. The transcript has 2 exons. The record is from RefSeq and is a predicted model, not a curated record. The coding region runs from base 1 to 1005 and encodes 334 amino acids.
AUGCCCGACUCGGACUGUUCGCAGGAGGCGCUGCUGCGCAGAACCACGCAGAGCGCCCACGUGGGUUCUGCUGCAGUGCAGCCGGGGGACAUUGUGCUGCUGGGGUCGGAUGGGCUUUUCGACAACUUGUUUGACGACGAUUUGCUCGACACUUUCAACCAGCUCUGCUGGGGCAACGCGCAGCCCGGAAGGGCCCCCGCCUGCCACCCCGCCGUCCUCGUCGACGCGCUCCUCGAGAGGGCGGUGAAGGCGGGAGAGGCCCCCCCUGGGGUUUCUUGUCCAGUGGUCACUCCCUUUUCUAAAGCAGCUUUUGACGAAGUGGGCCGCAGACUUGUGGGGGGCAAACCUGAUGACAUUACAGCAGUUGUUGCUUAUAUUGUCCCCACAGUUGAGGGAUCUCCAACAGACAAUGCUGCGGUGCUCGGCCGGGGCAGCAGCACAGUUGCUGCUCUCCCCGGGGGGCCCCCCUCGGGGGACCCCCAGGGGCCCCCGGGGUCGCCGGGGUCCCCGGGGCCCCCGGGGUCGCCGGCGCCCAGGGCGCCCCCGGAGGACCCGGGGACGCCGGGGACUCCGGGGGCCCCGGGGGGGGCCCCCCGGAGGCAGGGGACCCUCAGUAGGGAGUGCAGCGGCUACGGGGCCCUAGACGAACAAACUCCCAGCCAGAGCCCCCUCCCAGGGGCCCCGUUGCAGCAGCGGACACAGACUGUGGGGAGGGGGCCCCCCGCAAUCAGCAGCAGAGCCAGCUUCCCCCCCAGGGCCCUUGGGGGCCCCUCUCCAGCCAUUCGGGCUGCUGUGCAUUCGCUGCCGCAGUCUCUUAAGCCUGGGGACUUCUCCGUUUUUGAACGUUUGAGAGAAAGGGCCCACCAUAGGCUGCAGCGAGCAGCAGCAGCAAGAGCAGCAGCAGCAAGACCAGCGCAGCGCGAAAGGGAGGCCCCCGGACGCAGCUGGGGCUCUUGGCCUUCAGCGCUCGCCUCCGCCUUCCGGGGCCUCUUUGCUGCCAAGUGA